AUGCCCGCCGUCACCGAAUUCAUAUACUUCCAAACCAAGAGCUCCGUGAAGCCCGAGGAUCCCUCAAAUGAUGAAGGCGCUGCUCUCCUCCAACUCUUCAAAGCAACAAAAUCACAAAGCGGACACCUCAGCUCAGCAUGGGGCCGUACAACGGAGGACGAAAAUAUUAUUGUUUGGGCGAUUGACUGGUCCGACUCGCACAGCGGAAUCCAACAAACCAACUCCCCUCUCGACCCUUUCCUCGAGCAGAACACCCAACUCACGACCUUAUACACCACCCUUCAACCGUCCGAUUUGGAAGAUCCUGCAACGCAAACCCUCCUCUCAAACCCGAUAACAGAGCUCACGCCGCUCGCGUUCCCGACUUCGCUCUCAAAACCAGACCGCUCGGCUCUCAGCACUGACCUCGUAAAUUUCCGCACCACACUCCUCCAGGAAGUCGAGGAGCAGGUGCGAAGUAAGACCUUCUUACUGGGGCAGGUGGAGAGACCCGGAGAGUUUGAGCAUGAUAAGAGCGAUUCUGGACAGGUGUUCGUGCAAUUCUUAGUGGUUGGGUGGGAGAGUUAUGACCAGCAUCAGGAGGCGAGAGGAACCGAUGGUUUCAAGCAGAGGAUAACGCCAAUUCGAGAGAAGAUGAUUUCACCAUUGAACAGACUGGGGAUGAAGCAUGUUAAAUUCCAGAAGGUUUAA
Molecule: messenger RNA, 690 nt
Organism: Aspergillus puulaauensis
Lineage: Eukaryota; Fungi; Ascomycota; Eurotiomycetes; Eurotiales; Aspergillaceae
Exons: 2
Coding region: 1-690 (229 amino acids)
Source: RefSeq, a predicted model, not a curated record